Cataglyphis hispanica is the source of this 2749-nucleotide messenger RNA. It is a transcript of the gene Rala, whose product is annotated as ras-related protein Ral-a. Lineage: Eukaryota; Metazoa; Arthropoda; Insecta; Hymenoptera; Formicidae. Gene Ontology annotation, molecular function: GDP binding; GTP binding; GTPase activity. Gene Ontology annotation, biological process: Ras protein signal transduction. The transcript is spliced from 6 exons. Gene Ontology annotation, cellular component: plasma membrane. Bases 155 to 760 code for a protein of 201 amino acids. The record is from RefSeq and is a predicted model, not a curated record.
AUAAGGUGGGAUGAUUUCAGCGAUCGAGACGCCAUCUGUCAGUGCUACCAGUUUCGUGAAAGUAAACCAAUGUAUGUGACGACUGCGAGAAAGAUUCGUACGGAUCGUUCAGGGCAUUUCGCUUGCACAAUUUUCAAAGGUAAUUACCACAAAAAUGUCGAAGAAACCAGGAGCUACCCAAGCAAUGCAUAAAGUUAUAAUGGUUGGGAGUGGAGGUGUUGGAAAAUCUGCUCUUACUUUACAGUUCAUGUAUGAUGAGUUUGUUGAAGAUUAUGAACCUACAAAAGCAGAUUCCUAUAGAAAAAAAGUUGUAUUAGACGGAGAGGAAGUACAAAUAGAUAUUUUAGAUACUGCAGGACAAGAAGACUAUGCGGCAAUUCGAGACAAUUACUUUCGUAGUGGAGAAGGAUUUCUCUGUGUAUUCUCGAUAACAGAAGAUGAUAGUUUCCAAGCUACACAAGAAUUUAGAGAACAAAUUCUCAGGGUAAAAAAUGACGAGAACAUUCCAUUUUUAUUAGUGGGAAAUAAAAGUGAUUUACAAGAAAAAAGGAAGGUUAGUCUAGCUGAAGCUCAAGCAAGAUCUCAACAAUGGGGUGUUCCUUAUGUGGAAACAAGUGCUAAGACAAAAGAAAAUGUAGACAAGGUAUUUUUCGACUUGAUGCGUGAAAUAAGAUCACGCAAAAUUGAAGAUAAGUCAGCAAGCAAUGGUCGAGGUAAAGACCGUGCCAAGAGGAAGAAAAAGAAGUGCAUUAUUCUAUAGGUUUUCUUUGAUCUAAUGCGAGCAAUAGCUGCUCGCAAGGCACAGGAAAACCAGGGAGAUGGGAGUGAACGUAAGAAGAAAACAAACUGCUGCAUCUUGCUAUAACAAACCUAAAACAGUGUGUAGCUUGUGUUACAAAAAGUUCAGCUCCUAUAAUUGAAAGCUAAGCAUAAGAGAAUUGUAUUUAUACAAAAAUGAAAGAGUUUUCUGACACUUUACAGUGAGUUGAUACUCUUAAUCUUUACUGUUCACUGUAUCACAUACAGAAUAUAUUCGAAUUCUCUUAAGACACACACAUAUACAAUAUAUAUACAUACAUAUAUAUAUAUAUAUAUAUAUAUAUAUAUAUAUAUAUACAUAUUAUAUAUUCACGAAAAUGUUUUCCUAUUCAAAAUAUUCAAAGAAUAUUAUAGUUUUUUUAUGAAAUUAUUAAAAAAAAAGAUUCGAUAGCAAUACAUUUUUAUUAUUUGUUCUGUCUUAUUAUAUUAUUAUAUAUAAUACAUUCCUAUGUAUAAUUUGAAUUAGAAGACGAAAUAUUAAUUUUCGUGAGAUUUAUAAUAUCACAAAAUUGUAUGCAAAAUAACUUGCAAAAUUACUUAGAGUGCUGAAACCUAAAAUAAUGUUAAUAUAUAUGAGGACAUUAAAAAUGUGUAAAUAAUAUUUAUAUCUCUUUUAAAAGAAUAUUAUUUGUUUUGCUUUUUCUAUAUAUUAUUUGUGCAAAUAAUGUAAUUACAUUCAUGUUGAAAUAAAAUAUUUGCAUUCUUAGUUGACCUUCUUGCAUUUCUUAUUUACGUACAACCUUCAAUGAGUUCAGCACUCUUUAUUAUGUUUAAAACUCAUUUAGUAAAAAUUAUGAAAUUGUAUGAACGAGAUUAAAUAUUCUGGAUAUUUCGACUUACUCAUUAAUAUAGAAUAAAGUUGCAAUAUAUAAAGCAGUCACAACACUGUAAAGCAAUGAAAACUGUUGUAAAUUAUAUAAGUAAUAUUUGUUUAUGUAUAUAUAUAUAUAUAUAUAUAUAUAUAUAUAUAUAUAUAUAUAUAUAUAUAUAUAUAUAUAUAUAUCCGUGUGUUUUAUAUAGUUUUAAUAUCACUAUGUUUUAUUUUAUAAUUAUUUUUGUUACAAUUUUUUUAUAGUAUAAUAGUUUGAUAUCUCGAAUGUGUGAAUGUAAGUUUUACAAUAAUUCAUAAUACGCAUUAAUAAUAAUUUUUCUAUUUUUUUAUAUAAUGUUAUAUGUAUACAUCUUUUAUAUAAUAAAAUUAUAUAUACAUAUAACAUUAUACACAUUAUUAAUUUUAUUAUAUAAAAAAUGAUCAUAUUUUGUAUGCAAAUAACUUUAGAUUUUAAACAUAAAUCCGGAAUAAAAUUUAAUAAGAAAACUUAAUUAUAAUUUCAAAUUUUUGCAAUAAAAUAUUGCAGUGACUUAUAAUAAUAUUUAGCACUUGUCAUUCGCACACUUGAAAUAUUAGACUACAAUAUAAUAAAAUAAAUUUUUAUGUUUACCAUGGUAGACUGGUGAUUAGAGACUGAUUGUGUAAUUAUAAGUCGCUUAUAAAAAAAAAACCAAAAAAAAAAAAAAAAAAAACAGAAAAGCAAAAAAACUUCUACCUCCGUGAGGCACAUUUAUGCAAAUAUUUAAAAUAACUAAAUUUUAAUACAGCUUUUUGAAAAAUGAAUUGACAGCUGUUAUAGAGUGAUUAUUAAUGUUCACAAAAUACAUGUACUAUAAUAGAUUUUUUUAUCAAAGGACAGCAAAAUAUUUGUGUAUUUAAUUUUGAUACUUUUGUACUGUUAAUAUUGAUUGUGCCUUUAAAUGUUCACUGUUAAUGUAACGAGAGGUCAAUCAAAUUUUAAGAUUAUUUAGAGAAGAGUUUUAUGAACAUUUAGAUGCAGAUAUAUUACAUCAGUAUUCGUUAUAUAUACUGUAUACUUUCGCAAUUUUAUAUGUUUAAUAUGCUAUUUUGUCAUAAAUUAAAAGUCAUUUUAUGUCA